ACGCACACCUCUAUCUAAUUCUUACGUUAUUGAAUUGUUCGUCUUAUUAUUCUUGGGAGAUGGCGGCGUAGUGUGAAAACUUCUGUUGUGAAAAUAAAAAAAAGUGAAUUAAGUGAAAAACGCGUGUAAGGACUAGGAACGCGCAAACAAUAUUUCCGUUAUUAAAUGGUAAUGCAUGCCAGGAAACCGCAACGUUUGCUAAGCGAUGGAUAUCAUCAGUCUCAUCAGUAUCAGAACACAAAAUAUAGUUCCUCCAAAAGGGACUAUGAACGCGAAUCUUCGUCUAGAUCCACUUGUUACAAUAGGGAUCGGGAUAAUUCACCUGCUGGAGGAACAAUAAAUGAUUCUCCUCGAGAUCGGGACCGAGAACGUGAUCGUGAUCAUCGUGACCGUGACCGUGACCGUGACCGUGACCGUGACCGUGACCGUGACCGUGAUCGUGAUCGUGAUCGUGAUCGUGAUCGUGAUCGUGAUCGUGAUCGUGAUCGUGAAAGAGAAAGAGAUCGUGAUCGAUAUCAAUCAUCUGGGUACGCAAUGAGUAAACUGCGUGACAAGGAACGCGAUCGAGAUUAUAAAAAAGAAAAAUAUUCAGACUGUUCUCGGUCACCUAAGAGAGGCCGCAAUGAAAGAGACAUCGAUCAUCGUGCAAUGCACGAUAGGAGAUUUAAAAUAACGACAUCUUCACUCCCCGAUAAACGCGGAACUUCUAGUGAUGAUCGCGAACGUGAACGAAUUGAACGAGAUAGAGAUCGCGAACGAGAUCGUUUACGAGAACGCGAGCGCGACAGAAGCGGUGUUGGUAGUAUUGGAGGUGGUAAUGCUAAUACUAGCAACAACAUGGGAGUACUUGGCAGCAUUUCAGCGACUAUAAUUGCCAAUGCGCUUAAUAGUGGAAAUUCUAACAGCAGUAUGAUAAGCUCUUCUGUAAAUGCUCCUGCUGGUAAUACAAGCAGUAGUGUUGGAGGUAACAUCUCUGGAAAUAGUAUCAACCAAAGCAACGAUCGAGAUCGUGUGAACCGUGUUGGAGAUUGGAGUGAACAUGUUAGCUCAUCCGGAAAAAAAUAUUACUAUAACUGCAAAACAGAAGUAUCGCAAUGGGAAAAGCCUCGCGAGUGGAUAGAGAAAGAAAGUCGUGUGUUAGUUAAGGAGCAGCAGCGGGAUUAUAGAGAAAAAGAUCGCGACCGUGAUAAAGAUAGGUGCGGAGAAAAAGAACGUGAUGAACGCUAUACGUCAACUAUAGUAAAUCGUUCAUCCGCUUCAGCAUACGGAAAGCAUUCCAGCAGCAGUAGCAGCAGUAGCAGCAAAAAUAAUUCCCGAGGACGAUGGCAACCCUUAGAAAACCCACUAGCUUCUUCAAGAAGGCGAACCAUUGAGGAAGAAAAUCCGGACAUGGAUAUCAGUCCUGGUGACUCUACACCAACCUCGGAUGCUAGUUAUUCUCACUCUAGUACACCCACUGCUGGUCUAUCUCAAAUAGGUUCCCAGCAUUUACAGACAAAUAUUGGUAUAUCUGGUGGAAGUAGCAGCACAAACACAACAGCUAUCCCUGUUUCGAGUAGUUUGACACCGAUGUCAUCAUCUGUGAUUGGAUUGAACACUGCCGUUGGAAACAACAGCAAUGCGGUUUUAGAAGGUGUUAACCAUAACUUACCUGGUCUCUUGCCACGAAUGGUGUCCAACUCUGCAGUUAACCAAACAUGCGCUUACGCACAGUCGACGGCACCUCAAGGUGUAGUGCCCUCAUUUAAUCCAACGUCAUGCUCUUCCUUGGGGGUGGCUAUGCUGUCUCCAGCCUUGCAUCAGGCCACGCAUAAUUCUGGUACUGCUGCUUCGACAUUAUCGUGUACACAAGCAUGCCCACCAGAUGCAGGAAUUCUCAGCUCUAAUGCACCAGGACCUCCAUCGCUUACGUCAUCGCAGCAACAAAAUGUUUCAACUCUUUCAGUAACACAACAACAAGGCUCUACAAUUAUGCAACAGAUGACUCAUGUGCAACAGCAACCGUUACAUUCUCAGCAUUUCACGCAGUCCCCUAUCCAGGCAUCUUCUGCUAGCAGUGGGACAGUCAUCAGUGUCACAACAUCGUUAGCAGGAUUACCUAAAAUUCUUUCUCAGAUUACUGGAAACAAAUCCAUAGAACAGAAUGACCUGAAUCCACAAAAGGCCUUGCAAACUAUCAAUAAUGCGUUAAUGAUGCAGUCCCGGCAACAGAAUUCCAGUAUUGUGCAUGAUAUAGGCAACAGUCCUUCAAUGUUGAUUAAUUUAAGAGAUCAUGCAUUACAAUCGCCACUUUACAACGUAUCUAAUUUAUCGCAUACUGUCCAUUCGUCUUCUCUUUCAAUUGGAUCGACAAUUCUUUUAAAUCACAGCACACAACACAAUAAUACAUCCAAUAGCCAUUCUAGUAGUCAAUCGAAUAUGAUAAACAACAUGAACUUGGGAGGAUGCAGUAGUGGUAAUACAGCCCUUACGAGUGAUGGACCUCCGACCCCUACGCAAGAGCUUGAUUUACCAUUGGUAGAUCAUAGAAAACUAGUAGAUGGAUUGGGUAACGUUGUGGUGACAUCGACUACGUCCAGCUCCGUAUGCAGUCUACAGAGCGUCAUGGCGUCAUCUCAAUGCGGUCGAUCUCAGGGCCCAAAUUUAACGCCUAGCUUAGCAAAAUAUUUCCGUGCCGAUCUAAUAUCUCACGUUACUGGAUGGCCAUCAGAAAUAUUGGAAAAGACGAUUCAAAAACUUUCCGAGGAAGCACAUAUUUUAGGAGAUUUACAAUGCAGCAAAGUAUCUGCCGAGUUAAAAUGUGCAAGAAGUUUAGUUAGAAUAACCGAAAUUACAGCAACCCUGCAAGAACAGAAGUAUGUAUUGAAUUAAUGUAAAUAUGUUUUAGUUAAACAUUCUUUGAAACCUACCAUGUGGUGAUUUUGAAUCGCUUUCUUCUUAAAUUUCAUUCCUUCAUUUCUUAAAUUAUAAAUCGUAUAACUGUUACGAUUACUGAUGCAAUGCGUUCGUGGGUAAUUUCAAAUAUCGAAACGAAAAUAUAUAUUGUAUAGCGCUGGGUAUCGAAAAGCGGACUCUUCA
Anopheles gambiae (African malaria mosquito) is the source of this 3078-nucleotide messenger RNA. Its product is annotated as serine/threonine-protein kinase prpf4B. Gene Ontology annotation, cellular component: nucleus. The record is from RefSeq and is a predicted model, not a curated record. The transcript has 11 exons. The coding region runs from base 166 to 2871 and encodes 901 amino acids. Gene Ontology annotation, molecular function: chromatin binding; RNA polymerase II complex binding. Gene Ontology annotation, biological process: regulation of autophagy; positive regulation of TORC1 signaling. Lineage: Eukaryota; Metazoa; Arthropoda; Insecta; Diptera; Culicidae.